AUGCCAUUACUAGAGGAAAUAAGUGAUGCAGAGGACAUAGACAACUUGGAGAUGGAUUUAGCCGAGUUUGAUCCUACUUUAAGGACUCCGAUAGCUGAGCAGAGACCAGCUCCUCAGGUUGUCAGAUCACAAGAUGCCGAAAGUGGACAGACUCCUUUGGUUCCUAACCAGGAUCAAAUAAGUCAGUAUAUUGAACAAUUCAAAGAAGGUGGCACCAUAAACAAGGAUCAAGUGAUUAGACCCGACGAAAUGAUGGAAAAAGAAAUGGCAGAGUUGAAAAGCUUCCAAAUUUUGUACCCAUGUUACUUUGAUAAAAAUAGAAGUGUUAAAGAAGGAAGAAGAUGCCAAAAGGAGUAUGGUGUGGAGAACCCCCUGGCAAAGACAAUAUUAGAUGCUUGCAGGUACUUGGAUAUACCUUGCAUCCUGGAGCCUGAAAAGACUCAUCCUCAAGAUUUUGGUAAUCCAGGAAGAGUGAGAGUGGCUAUCAAGGAGAGUGGGAAGUAUCUCGAUGAACAAUAUAAGACCAAAAGGAAACUAAUACAGUUGGUAGGACAAUUUCUGGUUGAACAUCCAACAACGUUACAGAAAGUUCAAGAAUUGCCCGGUCCACCUGAGUUGCAACAGGGCGGGUACAUUCCAGAACGUGUACCCCGAGUGAAAGGGUUAAAGAUGAACGAAAUUGUUCCUUUGCAUUCGCCAUUCACUAUUAAGCAUCCAAGUACUAAAUCUGUUUAUGAAAGGGAACCUGAGCCCGCACCACCCGCCGCCGUGCCCAAAGCUCCGAAACAGAAGAAAAUAAUGGUGAGAAGAUAA
Komagataella phaffii GS115 is the source of this 813-nucleotide messenger RNA. Its product is annotated as Subunit of the signal recognition particle (SRP), involved in protein targeting to the ER. Lineage: Eukaryota; Fungi; Ascomycota; Pichiomycetes; Pichiales; Pichiaceae. The coding region runs from base 1 to 813 and encodes 270 amino acids. The record is from RefSeq and is a predicted model, not a curated record. Gene Ontology annotation, biological process: SRP-dependent cotranslational protein targeting to membrane, signal sequence recognition; SRP-dependent cotranslational protein targeting to membrane. The transcript has a single exon. Gene Ontology annotation, cellular component: signal recognition particle, endoplasmic reticulum targeting. Gene Ontology annotation, molecular function: 7S RNA binding.